AUGGCUCUGUGUGAAGCUGAGAAGGUCGUAGCCUGGGGUGAUGCUCUAUGUGGUGGCGAUGCCGAACCCAUAUCCAAACAUUUGGGUCAAGGCGUCACAAAGGUUUCUGGAAUGUACAAGGUUUUUGCAGCCUCCAAGUCUGACGGAAAGCUGGUGAUGUGGGGAGAUGAAGAGCUGGCCUUUCCAGUUCAAGAGGUGACCCAGCAGCUCGUCAAUGUAACAUGUGUUUGUGGCACUGCUCGGGCCUGUGCGGCAGUGAGAUCAGAUGGCCGCGUUGUGACAUGGGGUGAACGAGCGUGGGGCGGCGACUCCUCAGACGUGUCCCACCAGCUGAAGGAUGUUGUCCAGCUUGCUGCAACUGGUGGUGCGUUUGCUGCGCGAACCAGUCACGGGGUCGUUGUGACCUGGGGUGAUGAGAACAGUGGUGGGGACUCUUUGGAUGUGUGGGAUCAACUUUCUUCUGGAGUGGUGGACUUGUGUCACACGAGCGGGGCCUUUGCUGCUCGCAAGGGCGAUGGCUCUGUUGUGACUUGGGGCGAUGAAGAGCUUGGUGGGAAUUCCUUCCAUUUAACCUUUGACUGGAACAAUGUCAAGCAGCUUUCCAGCACCGGCUAUGCAUUUGCUGCUGUACGAGCAGAUGGCACUGUAAUAUCAUGGGGUGACCCUUGUGCUGGUGGAGACUGCACUGCAGUUUCAUCUCAGCUUGUAGAAGUUCGGCAGAUCUACAGCACAUACCGGGCCUUUGCAGCAGUGAAGGCUGGUGGGGCGGUGGUAACCUGGGGUGAUCUUCAUUGUGGCGGCGACUCGUCCAGUGUCCAUGCUGCGUUGCAAGAGGGCGUUCUCAGCAUUUGUGGCAGCUACGGGUCAUUCGCUGCUGUGAAAGGAGACGGAACAGUAAUAACGUGGGGCGACCCUACAACUGGAGGUGACUCCUCAAUGGUGCAGCCAGUUCGCAUUCCUGACGCGGAUGAAUGA
This is a messenger RNA of Durusdinium trenchii, 975 nucleotides long. Lineage: Eukaryota; Dinophyceae; Suessiales; Symbiodiniaceae. The record is from the annotation of a GenBank genome assembly.